This is a messenger RNA of Leptonychotes weddellii (Weddell seal), 1810 nucleotides long. NCBI's taxonomy places the organism in Eukaryota, Metazoa, Chordata, Mammalia, Carnivora, Phocidae. The record is from RefSeq and is a predicted model, not a curated record.
ACUGUGUCUGGCCACCCCUACGAAAAAUGUUCGGUGGUGCACCAUAUCAAAAGCAGAGUUGGCAAAAUGCUCCAAAUUCCAACAGAAUAUGAAAAAAGUGGGUGGCCCCAGUGUCUCCUGCACAAAGAGAUCCUCCUGCCAACAAUGUAUCCAGGCCAUCAAGGCAAACAAGGCAGAUGCUGUGACCCUGGAUGGUGAUUUGGUGUUUGAGGCAGGCCAGGAUCCCAACAAACUGCGACCCAUAGUGGCUGAGGUGUAUGGGACCCAAGAAAAGCAACGAAUCCACUAUUAUGCUGUGGCCAUAGCCAAGAAGGGCACCAACUUCCAGCUGAACCAACUGCAAGGCGUGAGGUCCUGCCACACAGGCCUUCACAUGCCAGCUGGAUGGAACAUCCCCAUGGGUACCCUUCGUCCGUUCUUAAACUGGAAAGGGCCACCCGAGCCCCUUGAGGAAGCUGCAGCCAAAUUCUUCUCUGCCAGCUGCGUGCCCUGUGCGGAUGGGGGACGGUACCCCCAACUGUGCCGCCUGUGUGCAGGGACGGAGGGCAAGAAGUGUGCCUGCUCCGCCCAGGAACCAUACUUCGGCCACUCUGGUGCCUUCAAGUGCCUGCAAGAAGGGGCUGGAGAUGUGGCAUUUGUCAGGGACAGUACAGUAUUUGAGAACCUGCCCAACAAGGCUGACCAGGACAAGUAUGAGCUGCUCUGCUUAAACAACGCUCGGAAGCCCGUGGACGCUUUCAAGAACUGUCACCUGGCCCGGAUCCCUGCACAUGCUGUUGUGGCCCGGAGUGUGAAUGGCAAGGAGGACUUGAUCUGGGAGCUUCUCCAGAAGGCACAGGAAAAGUUUGGAAAAGACAAGUCAUCUUCAUUCCAGCUCUUCGGCUCCCCUGAAGGGGAGAAGGAUCUGCUGUUCAAAGACUCCGCCCUUGGGUUUUCGAGGAUCCCCUCAAAUAUAGAUUCUGAGCUGUACCUUGGCUUCAACUACAUCAAUGCCCUCCAGGGCCUGAAGGAAAAUGAAUUCUUUAGCCAGAGCUGUGCCCCUGGGUCUGACCCGAAGUCCAAUCUCUGUGCACUGUGCAUAGGCGACGAGAAGGGUGAGAACAAGUGCGUGCCCAACAACAGUGAGAGAUACUUUGGCUACACUGGGGCUUUCAGGUGUCUGGCGGAGAGGGCUGGAGACGUUGCGUUUGUGAAAGACGUCACUGUCUUGCAGAACACGAAUGGCGGGAACCCUGAGGCCUGGGCUAAGGAUUUGAAGCUGGAGGACUUUGAACUGCUAUGCCUUGAUGGCACCCGGAAGCCCGUGACAGAGGCUGUGAGAUGCCACCUGGCCAUGGCUCCGAACCACGCUGUGGUAUCUCGGGAAGAUAAGGCAACACACUUGAAGCAGGUGCUGCUCGACCAACAGGAUCAGUUUGGAAGAAACGGAGCUAAAUGCCCGAGAGAGUUUUGCUUGUUCACGUCUGAAACCAAAAACCUUCUGUUCAAUGACAACACGGAGUGCCUGGCCAGACUCCAGGGCAAAAACACGUACGAAGAAUAUUUGGGAUCAGCAUACGUCACGGCCGUUGCUAAUCUGCGACAGUGCUCAAGCUCCCCGCUUCUGGAAGCCUGCGCCUUCCUGAGUAGAUAAAAUCUGCCAGAAGACGGCCUGGCCUCCCUUCCUGAGGCGCCUCAGCCCCUCGCUGCUCUCGGCCCUUCCCGGAGGUGCUGAGCCUUCUCCCUUCCUGGCCAGUCAUCUGCUUUCCCAGCUCCCUGCUGUCAUCCUCGCAAUAAAUAAAAUGAGAAAGACCAUUGAUUUUCAUUCCUU